AUCUCAAAUAAAUAAAUAUAAAUUAUGAAAAAAGUUAAAUCAAAGGAAAAUUCACAAAUCCCAUUAACAGUGAAAUGUUGAGUUGAGGAAACGGGGAAUAAUAUUAAUGUGAGUGAAAAGUGCGUAUAUAAAAAUUACGUAAAUCCUAUAAAACAUGCGCAUAUAUGUACAACGGUGAGCUGCAAUGUUAAAAUACAAAAAAAAAGAAGAAAAUAAAUAAAAAAUUGUUUAUUCAUAAAACCAAAAGUAAAACCCACAGCUAGCGCAUAAAGGAAUAAAAUCGAAAAAUUGGUAAUCAGCACAACCCGCCAGCCGCCGUUUUUUCUUCAGAGUUCCCUCAACAAGCACCACAACUCCACAACCAACAAAAGCUUCAGCAGUAAAAAGAACUCCGCAUCGCUGCAAAUCGCGCAUUUAUUCACGCAGCUUCAGUGAACUUAAUGAGCAGCAUUUGCCGCUGACUACGUCGACAACUUCCUUCAAUAUCAAAGAAGUCUUCGUCUGACGACGGUCACAGUCGCUGUUACAGUUGCUGUCGCUGUCGUUGUCGCUGCUGGCGUCAACUUCAUCUCUCGCAUCGUCUCGACCUUAACUCUGACUACGAGUGUGACUCUAAAAUGGUCAAAAUGGAAUUUCUUAAAAGGAAACAUUUUUCAUUGUGGAUUAUAACGACAUUUGUACUCGUGGCUGGCGUUUUGGAUGGCUGUGUUGGCUUGCAAGGCGUACCAACUUGGAUAUGCCUUGGCGUGAAAUCACCAUUCAUCCAAUUUAGUAACGAAAUAGAGGUGUUGGCGAACAACAGCGUACCCCUCAACAUAACCAAAGAUGAGCAGGCGCUCAUGCAUCAGGAGGGUCUACGUAAAUUGGGUACCUUCAUUAAGCCCGUCGAUCUGCGUGACUCGACGACGGGUUUCGUGAAAGCCGACUUAACCAAAAAGAUACCCAAUGCAGCUGCGAGUACCAGCAGUAGUGCGUACUAUAGUGGUGGCAUUGUUAUGGCACAGAGACGACGCCAUCCAAUACAAGAGGAGAUGGAUCAAAAACAAAUAAUAUUGCUUGAUGAAGACACCGAUGAGAAUGGACUGCCUACAAGUUUGACGGAUGAAGAUCGAAAAUUUAUUGUGCCAAUGGCAUUGAAAAAUGCAUCGCCAGAUCCGCGCGCCCUCAUGGCCACACAGCGACUGACGGCGACAACUACGCGCGCCACUACCACAACAACGACGACAAAGAAACGUCCGACUACACCUGCGACACCGGAGUUUGCAUCGAAUAUUGAUGAUUUAAAGAAACACAUAUUAUUUUUACAAAAUCUCACAAAACAUGAUAGCAAUUUCCAAUCGAAAUUUGUGGUGUUUCCCAGUCUGCAGAAGGAGCGUCAAAAGGAUACAGUUACAAUAAUAACUACAACUACAGCGCGCCCUUUUCGCUCUAUCUAUCAAUAUUCGGCACCAGUCACGCCACCCACGCGUAAGUCGGUCUUUCCGAUUGGCGCAAAAUUGCCCGGCGGCCAACCCUUCGGAGGUUAUUACCACAACGAUGAUGAGGACGAUGGCGGCAUGUCUGUGUUUCUUUCGCAAGCCGGCAUGAAUGCGCGCGACAAAAUUACUAUUGUGCCACAAGUUUUGCUGCUCAACGAUCAGACAAUAAAAAACGAUACGAGCAGCGGUGCAGGUGGCGUCGAUGCACGACGUCGUAACUUCGAUAAAAUACCGGCGGGCAUGCCACAAACUGUGGCUACUACAACGCCAACCACACCGGAGACUACAACACCCAUGACCAGCACUACACCGCGUCGUCCAACGAAGAAACCCCUAUGUAUACGGAACCCAGACUCGCAGAAAUGCAUACGUCAGCGUAAACGCGAGGAACAACAGCGCCAACGGCAUCGAGAGCAAUUGUUGCGCGAACAACGUGAAUAUCUGCGCCCACACUACGAACCUUAUGUGCAGACGUUGAACAAUACAAAACGCUUUGCGGUUUCCAUUGAAAUACCCGAUUCUUUUAAGAGAUCAUAUAAUGAGAGCGCAGAGACGACGACGACACCAGCGAUACGCGCCGAUGAAGGAGAACUACAAAUACUUUCACGCUCCAUACGCUCGCAUCAUAAGCGUCGUAAUAUCGGUGGCGGCUUACAGGGACGUCGCACGGGUAGUAAUGAUAAAUUUGCUGCCAAAUAUGGUGCGACGUAUUUUGAACGUGAUGCCGUUAUAACUGGCGGUCGUGAUUUCGACGCUUCGAAUGCCGAUCACGUGAGCAUAUCGGCGGGAAAUACAAACACAUCCAAUCCUACAGUGCCGGCAUAUUCCGAGCCAAUUGAUUUGAAUCCGGACAAUUGUUAUCAAGUGGAUGGCAUGACUUAUGGGCAGAAGAAACAGUGCGUACUACAUACGAGCGUUAUGCCGGCGAUAAGUCGUGGCGCGCGCGCCGCUAUACAGGAGUGCCAAUUUCAAUUUAAAAAUCGCCGUUGGAAUUGCAGCACCACGGAGGACAAUACCGUUUUCGGUCCAAUGACGGGUUUGGGUUCACCGGAAAUGGCUUUCAUUCACGCGCUCGCUGCUGCUAUGGUGACCAGUUUUAUCGCUCGUGCGUGUCGCGAUGGUCAGUUGGCGUCGUGUGGUUGUUCGCGUGGCUCACGCCCUAAGCAAUUGCACGAUGAUUGGACUUGGGGCGGUUGUGGUGAUAAUUUGGAAUAUGCCUAUAAAUUUGCCACCGACUUCAUUGAUGUACGCGAAAAGGAGACGCGUCGCGGCACACGCGGUGCCGGCAAUCCGGAGCGCAAACGAGGACGUCUCCAUCAGCGACGGCAACAGCAACUACAACAAAUCCAGCAAGCCGAUGAUGCGUCUGCCGCAGGAGUAGCACUAAUAGCAACUACACUCAGAGCCCCGCAAACACUAACAACAACAACUUCAACGACUACAACAACAGCGAGAACAGCAAUAGCGCAAUUAGAGGGAAUAUCAGCAGGCGCAGACGCAAAUGAAUAUCUCAGCAAUGAGAAGGAUAACAAACAACAGCAGCAACAAACCAAAUCUCAACUGCAGGAAAAUUCCAAUAAAACUGUCAGUGUUGAUGGCAAUUCAAACAACAACAACAACAACAAUAACGUGCAAGCAACAAAUAAUACCAACAUGUCAACAGGAAUACCCAACGCCGACGCUAAGCAAACUACAAACACACAAACAACACAGCAAACACAAAAGUCAUCGCCCAGUCGAAGUAGCAGCAAAAACAAGCAGGCAUCAAAUCGCGACCUCACCACCACCUCCACGUCGUCAGAAGAAGAAGACGCAGCUGGACGCAUCAAACCGGAAGAUUUAUUAGAGUUGCAGGAGCGAAUCACAAAGGAAAUACUCAAUUCGAAAUUGCAGGGCAAGGAAAUGUUGGAAUUGCAGGAAAAAAUCAAUCGUGAAAUUCUAAACUCAAAGGUGUUCAAUAAGGAUGCUGGAGGCGGCGGCGGCGGUGGUGGUAAACGCAAGCGAAGACGUAAAAACCAGCGCGCCAUCAAUGGUAUGCCAAACGAUCAGCAAGCGGAUGCCACAGUUAAUGGCGCUGGCGGCACCGAGGUUGGCGAAGGAGGCAAGUGGAAGAAUAGCAUAUCGGCGAAGGCACGAAGUUUAAUGAAUUUACACAAUAACGAAGCUGGCAGGAGGGCUGUCCUCAAGAAAACGCGCAUCACAUGUAAAUGCCACGGUGUUUCUGGGUCGUGCAGCUUAAUCACCUGCUGGCAGCAGCUUUCAUCAAUUAGAGAAAUUGGUGAUUAUUUACGCGAAAAAUACGAAGAGUCCACUGAGGUGAAACUCAAUAAACGUGGACGCCUACAGGUUAAGGAUGCACAAUUUAAGGUGCCAACGGCGCAUGAUUUAGUCUAUCUUGACGAAAGUCCCGAUUGGUGUCGCAAUAGUCGACAGCUGCAGUGGCCAGGCACUCAUGGUCGCAUCUGCAACAAGACCUCAUCCGGUUUGGAUGGUUGCGGUAUUUUAUGUUGCGGUCGAGGCUACAACACCAAAAAUAUUGUUGUGCGAGAGAGAUGCAAUUGCAAAUUCCACUGGUGUUGCCAGGUCAAAUGUGAUGUCUGUGUGAAAGUGCUCGAGGAACACACCUGUAAAUAAAUAAAUAAGAACACAUAUAUAGAAAUAUAAGUAAAUAAAACGAACAAAGAAAAUACAUAAAGUAGAGAAUAAAAGCAAGAGAAUAAAAUUAUUAAGUAAUUAAUAAAAAUGUUGAAAGUGAAACUACUCAAUAACAACACAUGGCGGUGACAAGAAAGCGAUAAAAAACAAACUCAAGAUAAUAGUAAACAAAGCACAAAAUAAAUGAAUAUAUAAAUAAAAAAUGUGAGAAUUACAGAAAAAUAGACAAAUGAAAAUACCAUUGAAACCGUUGCUGUGUUACUCUACAAAUACCCCUCACUCCUUCUCUCUCUCUCUCUCUCACUCUUUCACCCGCUGAUGAGUGCUUUCGUGCUCGGUCGCUGUAUGGGAAAUGUUUCAUGUUAAUAACAUACACUUACAACUAUAUAUAAAAAAAUACAUAUAUAUAUUUAUUUAAGUGUGUAAAAUACAAUAAAAUGGAGCGACUGACAUGGAAAUGUUAAACGAUUAACUGCAACUAAUAUAUUUCUAAUACAGUUAAGCAAAUAUGCAAAAAAAUAAAAAACACAAUCAA
Molecule: messenger RNA, 4668 nt
Organism: Ceratitis capitata (Mediterranean fruit fly)
Lineage: Eukaryota; Metazoa; Arthropoda; Insecta; Diptera; Tephritidae
Gene: Wnt5
Product: protein Wnt-5
Exons: 9
Coding region: 618-4112 (1164 amino acids)
Biological process (GO): multicellular organism development; cell fate commitment; neuron differentiation
Cellular component (GO): extracellular region
Molecular function (GO): frizzled binding; cytokine activity
Source: RefSeq, a predicted model, not a curated record